Medioppia subpectinata is the source of this 783-nucleotide messenger RNA. The record is from the annotation of a GenBank genome assembly. NCBI's taxonomy places the organism in Eukaryota, Metazoa, Arthropoda, Arachnida, Sarcoptiformes, Oppiidae.
AACAUAUUAAAAAUGAUAUUUAAAUCGCAGAACGUAUGACACAAUUGUGGACAUUGGUUGUGGAGACGGAGGCGUCACUAAGCAGUUGGCCAGUCGUGUAGCGCACCGGCGAGUUAUGGCCGUCGACGUGGACCCGGCAAUGAUAGCGUACGCCCGGCAGCACAACAACGCGCCCACCAUUGAGUACAGCAUCCAAAACAUGGCUACAAAGUGGGCGCACCUUAGCCCAGAUAUUCAGCGCCUGGAGGGCAGCGUUGAUCUGAUAUUCGCCAACUUCUCCUUCAACCGGAUUCGGGCCAAAAGCCAAUUGCUGUCAAUAUGUCGGCGACUGUUGGCCACCGGCGGCCAGAUUUACGCCAAUAUUGUGCUAAUUUCGGACGUUAACCGCAAGGCGGGGCCCAAUCAACGUCGCCGCGAAUGGUGUCCGUCACCCGACAAACAGUUGGCUGAGUGGCGACAACUGUUACGCGAUUACGGUAUGGCUGUCGACGUGUUUGAGUUGGACCGCCAAACCUAUUGUUUGACGCGUCAAGAAAUUAUCGUUUACGUAACGUCUGUCGUUCUCGACUACAAAAUGUACUUCGAAACCGACCAUCAGUUUGAGUGCGACAAAAACGAUUUGAUGGAAAUACUGUAUGACUUGACGUUCAACCCGUCGACCGACGCGCCCGACCCCAAGGCCUGGACUCGCUUUCUGGCCAAUGAGAGCGUCGCCGACGGAAUCGUUACCAGACAAGUCCUGCGAUUCGUUUGCAAUUAAAUUACAGAUAUAUUAUAGUUUCC